GUGGAAGACAUUGAAGAUGGAUCAAGAAAUCUCAAUCAAAAGAUUUCUAAUUCGUAAAUUUGAAAGUAAUCAAUUUGCAGAAUCGUGUUAGAUUAAGGACAGACAAUAGACAUAAUAUGUUUCCAUUCCUGGAGUUCAGAAAUAUUCUAUGCAAAUAUGGAAUGGACAAAUCAAGAAGGAAAAACACGAGGAAAAACAUUAUGACGUUUAAAUUGCAAAAACAGGAGAAAAGAUUUUUGCAAAAAUUUUCCAAGAGAUCCCUAAAACCAUUACAAGGGAUAGAAAAGACAUGCUGAUGAAUGGGAUUUAACGACAUUGGAAAAACAAAAAGAAGAUAGCUGAAAAUGCAUAAUUUGAACGCCAAAGAUUUAGAUCGAAUUUGAGAAAUACAGUUUUUGGUUUUGUUUGGCUAGAUGGUUUUGAUUUUAUCCUUUGCUUG
Messenger RNA from Ceutorhynchus assimilis (cabbage seed weevil), 439 nucleotides. Lineage: Eukaryota; Metazoa; Arthropoda; Insecta; Coleoptera; Curculionidae. The record is from the annotation of a GenBank genome assembly.